Merops nubicus (carmine bee-eater) is the source of this 336-nucleotide messenger RNA. It is a transcript of the gene BCL2L15, whose product is annotated as BCL2-like 15. NCBI's taxonomy places the organism in Eukaryota, Metazoa, Chordata, Aves, Coraciiformes, Meropidae. Gene Ontology annotation, biological process: regulation of apoptotic process. The record is from RefSeq and is a predicted model, not a curated record. The annotation marks the transcript as partial. The transcript has 3 exons.
CCCGUCACCAUUGCCGGUCGCCCGUGGAAGAUGGGGGACGAGUGCAACCUGGACUUUGAAAGGGUUUCCUCAGAGGCUCUUGCUGAAGGACUCAAGGGAAAGUUGGAGAAGUUUGGGGCUGCUGUGGACUCUCUCUGCAGGAGGUUGAGUGACCAGAACCCCGACGUGGCCUAUGAGAAAGCUUUCCUCUGUGUUUCUGUGAAACUGCUAAUGUCUGUUGCUAAGAAAGUCCCAGCUAUGAUGUGUCCCAACGAGCUUACGGAAGUGAUUAAUGGAGAUUCUCAGGUGAGAAACUACAUUGAGGCCCGCGGUGGAUGGGAGAACUUGGGCAAUUAA